Molecule: messenger RNA, 1776 nt
Organism: Tetrahymena thermophila SB210
Lineage: Eukaryota; Ciliophora; Oligohymenophorea; Hymenostomatida; Tetrahymenidae
Product: ATPase, histidine kinase-, DNA gyrase B
Exons: 4
Biological process (GO): reciprocal meiotic recombination
Cellular component (GO): nucleus
Molecular function (GO): double-stranded DNA binding
Source: RefSeq, a predicted model, not a curated record
AUGAAUUAAUUGGAUAUAUUUGGUAGUCAAGUUUCAGUUAGAUUCUAAGGCUCAUAAAUCCAUAAAACUAAAUUUGGUGCUUUCCUUACUGCUAUCUUAUGCAGUCUUAUUUUGAUUAGAUUAGGAAUCUUAAUAUCAUCAGUGAUUAAUGGAAGAAACCCAACAGUGCUUUACUAAGAAAGAUAGGUAUAGGACCCUAAAAUGUUUGUUAUAACACCAAAUACUCUCUCUCUUGCUUUGGGAGUUUUAGACAUUAACUAUAACUACUAUAUUGACAAUACCUUAUUCACAAUACAAGGAGUGCAUAAGACUAAAAAAAAUGUAUACAACAGCACAACAGGUAAAUAUGAUUAAGUUUUUAACUCAAAAGUGUUUAGUUUAGUUAAUUGCACAGAUGACCAUGUUCCUGACCCUCAACUAAGAGAGUUUUUUCUCAAGUCUCAAUUAAAUAUGCAUUAAUGCAUUCCAAAAGACUUGGUAGUUGAGAUUGAAGGGUAGUUUAAUUCUGAUUCUUACCAAGAACUAAACUUUUAUUUCUAUAAAUGCUCUGGAUAAGGCUGCAAAGAUGAAAAAGAAAUAGAUGCUCUGGUUGACAACAACAACAUCGAAUUAUUAUUCACAGAUGUCUACUUUGCACCUGAAAACAAAGAUGAUCCUUUUAUAAGAUUCUCAAGAGAUUUGUAUUGGAUUACUAGCUAAAAUCUCCCAAGAGAAGUUAACGUAUAUAUGAGAAAUAAUUACGUAGAGAGCGAUCUUGGAUGGGUUACAUCUGAUAUUUCAACAUAAACGUAUCCUUCAUUCAGCUAUAGUGAUAAUCAAAUAGUUGAUACUUCUAAUGGUUUUUUCUUUCAUUUAGUUGUAAGAUUUGAAAAAGAGAAAGAAAAUUUAUAUAAAAGGACUUAUGACAAUUUAUUUACAAUUAUGUCAUAAAUUGGUGGUUUUUCUCAAAUUUUGCUCACAAUUUUUUCAUUCCUUUGCUUGAGAUACUCAUAAAUUCACUUAGCUAGAUCUUUAAUUAACUAGUCUUUUGACUUUUAAGACAUAACGAAUAAACCUAAUUAAGGUAUUUUAAUUUCGAAUCCUACACAAUAAUAAAAUAAUAUAGAAACAGUUGAAAAUUAAGCACCUUAAAAUAGGAAAAUAUAUCAGUUUUAUAAUCCCUCUCCAAUAAAAGAAAACUCAUACUAAAUAGCAUCUGCUUAGCGAGAUCCAGGUUCACCAAUUUUAAUUUCCGAUCGCAAAGAUUCUAAGGAUUAUUACACCUAGCGAAAUGAUCAUGAAGAUAUUUCUUAACAAAUAAGUAAAAGACAUACUCUAAGUGCAGGAAAAUAAUUGACUGAUGAAUAAAUUUUGAAUGAUUACAAUAAGCAAUAAGAAGUGGCUUAAAAUAGAUCGAGCCUAAACUUCAAUAUUUUUUCUUACAUGCUAUCUUUCGUAACUAGACUUUUUUCAAGUUUUAGAAAUAAAAAAUAGGUGAUUGAUUAUGGAUUCAAAGAGAUUGAUAAUAACUUAGACAUAGAGUAUAUCAUCAAAAAAUUCAUAGAAGUCGACAAAUUAAAAAGAAUCAUGCUUAAUGAUGACUAGCUUGCUUUGUUCAACUACAUUCCCAAACCAUAAAUUCUUUAUAAAGUGGAUACAACUUAGGGAGCUGUUAUUGAAAAGAAUUCAUUUUUUAAUAAAGAUGAUAACUUAAACGAUUUCGAAAAAUUCAAAAAGGCUAAUUACAUUAUGAUAUUAGCCUAUACAAUUUUAAAAUUUCUAAACAUUUUAAGUUGA